CAAGACUUCGAACUUCCGUCCUCUCUCUCGCGAUUCCAACCUAUAAAAAAUAUGUAAAUAAAUAUUCGAAACGCGGAAAAGCGCCCAAUUUACGCAUUAAAGCCCUGCAAAAGGUCAUCGGGAAUGCACCGAGUGGUGCGUCCGGUGUGUUAAAAUUUGCGGCAGGAUUUAAUUCGCAUAAAUUGUGCAUUUUUCAGGUGCAUUUCGAGCGGGUGUUCGACCACUUCGGGAGGGCAGAGGGCGAAGAUGCGACUUCGUUACGGUGCACUUUGAUCGCUGUUAACGAGUUAAGAACGGAAGUUACUCCAUCGUUCGGGCUUGAUUGUUAAAUAGUAAAACAGAACUCAGCAAAACGGCGACUGGAAGUGACUAGCUUGAUUUAGAGUUCUAACAUGGUUACAAUUUGUUGAAGCGAACGGAACAUGUGCGGACACCCUGUGACUUCCACAGAAAGCAUGAUUUGCAUGUUGUGGCUCGCGUUUUAAUUUAUUAUGCCUAGUGAAGGUUAAGAUUACGGGAGAGUAGUUAUCUAACUGCAGCCAUGGCUGACUCUGAUGCGAAUAAUAAUAAUAUCCCGUUAAGAGAGAAUCUAGUGAACACCGCAGCGAAGUUCUUGCAAAACCCAAAGGUAUUGGCUAGUCCGCUAAAGCAGAAGCAGGAAUUUCUGAAGAGGAAGGGAUUGACGGAAGAAGAAAUUCAAAGAGCUUGUGAAUUAUCUUCUACAAAUAUUAACUAUGAUCACAUUUCACGGAGUCAGAACGAGUUUACGGCUAUUUCAAUUCCGUAUGCUCAACGAUACCCUCCAUACCAUGGUCUGCAACCGGUGCAACCUACGUUCUUUCAAAAAGUAAAAGAGUUCUUGAAUGCAACUGCUUUGAUUGGUGCUACGCUAUAUGGGAUUUAUUGGCUGUACAAGAGGUUCAUUGAACCAUUCUUGUUUGGUCGCAAAAAACGCAAAACGGUGGAGGACUCUGUGACUGACUUAGACAAGACCAUUCAAGAUUCCAUGAAGUCAAUGAAAGACUCAAUUUCCAAGGUGGAAGAUGACGUGAGUAAGUUGACUCAAAGCCGGUCUUCAGACCUUACCAUUCCGCAAUUAGUGCAAGAAGUGAAGCAAGACUUAGCUAGCUUGAAAGCAAUGCUUUUAUCUAGAAAACAAUUCCCAAGUACCCCUCCUACGAUACCUUCCUGGCAACUGGAUACGUCGACUCGUAACCAAGAAAAGACUACCGAACGAGAGGAUGAUGCCGGCAGUGGCAGCAGCACGAACAACUCCGACAGUUCCUUAGAAAUGAUCCGUGAAGAUCCUCCAAAGGAAUGAGUGAUUGGUGUAAUGUUCACAUCUUGAUUAAUCUAUAAUAUACUUAUUUACAAACCGUGA
Molecule: messenger RNA, 1381 nt
Organism: Orussus abietinus
Lineage: Eukaryota; Metazoa; Arthropoda; Insecta; Hymenoptera; Orussidae
Gene: Pex14
Product: peroxisomal membrane protein PEX14
Exons: 4
Coding region: 542-1321 (259 amino acids)
Biological process (GO): protein import into peroxisome matrix, docking
Cellular component (GO): peroxisomal membrane; peroxisomal importomer complex
Molecular function (GO): signaling receptor binding
Source: RefSeq, a predicted model, not a curated record